GGCGGUCGGUGCACGGUUCCUUUUCCUUUCCGUCCGAAAACGCUGAGAAUGAGGCGGGGUGGAGGGAGCGACAAACCGGGCGGUUGGAUGUAGAAGUCUCGCGAACGUUUGGUGUGAACUGCGAUCCCCUGGUAAGAGCCUCCCACUACUCCGUUGUGCACCACACGGGACAGAGGCUCCAGGCUUCCUCCCAGCAACAGGCCGCAGGACGUGGCCGCCAUCGUUGUUGGGGGCACUCGACAGGAGGACGCAUGCGCAGCCGCCAUAUUUGUAGGGGGGUGUGAAAAGAGGUGGAUUUACAGUCAGGAAACUAAAACCAAACAGAACAUCAGCAUCCAGCAGAGCCGCCCACUUUAACGUCACCAGAAUAACGUCGGAUUUUGAAAAUGGAAGGAGAAAGCGCUGCUCACAGUGAGGAGAAACCACAUAAGUGUUCUGUGUGUGGACGAGGCUUCCGCCAAUUACUUGGUCUAUCAGAACAUAAAUGUAGGAACAACAAAGAGAAACCAUGGAAGUGUGGGGACUGUGGGAAAGGAUUCAGUUCCCCGUCAAAUCUUGAAACACAUCGACGCGUUCACACUGGGGAGAGGCCGUUCACCUGCUCCGACUGUGGGGAGGGCUUCACUCAGUUAUCCCACCUGCUGACACACCGGCGAGUGCACACUGGGGAGAGGCCAUUCACUUGCUCUGAGUGUGGGAAGGGAUUCACUCAGUCAUCCCAUUUGCUGACGCACCAGCGAGUGCACACUGGAGAGAGGCCAUUCACUUGCUUAGUAUGUGGGAAGGGCUUCACUCAGUUAUCCCUCCUGCAAAGACACCAGCGGGUUCACACUGGAGAGAGGCCGUUCAGCUGCUCUGACUGUGGGAAAGGAUUCAUUCAGCUAUCCCACCUGCUGAGACACCAGCGAGGCCACUCUGGAGAGAGACCGUUCACCUGCUCUGAAUGUGGGAAGGGAUUCACUGCCUCAUCCACCCUGAUGGUGCACCAGCGGGUUCACACUGAGGAGACGCCGUUCAAGUGCGCUCACUGCGGAAUUGGGUUCAAGCACUCAUCUAACCUCACGGUACACCAGAGAGUUCAUACUGGGGAGCGGCCAUACACCUGCUCCAUGUGUGGGAAGGGAUUCACUCGGUCAUCCUACCUACUGACACACCAGCGUCUUCACACUGGAGAGAGACCAUUCACUUGCUCCACGUGUGGGAAGGGAUUCCCUUGUUCAUCCCACCUGCUGAGGCACCAGCGGGUUCAUAAGUAACUACAUUGGUUGGAUAGUGUACUUAAUUCAGACACUAUUAUAUUACAUUAUUAUUGAUAUGUAGGAGCCAUUGGAUAGAUUAUCUUAAAUUUAACAGGGCACUGGAACUGAAUGAGCUAUAUCAAAGACAUUGAGGGAAAUGAAAAUUGAAAUGGUGCAGGCUGUAGUCAUAACUUUUCACAUUCAAUGGUGAUGCCAGAUAUUACACCCUUGUAAAAAUAAUUGAGGAGAAAGUGAGGUCUGCAGAUGCUGGAGAUCAGAGCUGAAAAUGUGUUGCUGGAAAAGUGCAGCCGGCCAGGCAGCAUCCAAGGAGCAGGAGAGUCGACGUUUCGGGCAUUAGCCCUUCUUCAAAAAUAAUGGUGCAAAGAUAAACCUUGCAGCUCCAGGCCGGUCAGGUUCAUUUGGUUGGUUGAGAAACGUUUAGAAAUAAUAAGCUAGAAUGUUAUUAAAUAGCAAUGUUGUCAAUUACUAGGAGUCUGAGGGGGAGGAUUUGUUAUAGAAGUGUAUAAGGUCAUGACAGGCAUGGGAUAGGGUGAAAGCACUCAGUCAUUUUCCCAGGGUUGGGGAAUUGAGGGCUAGAGGGGAGAGAAUGAAAGGGAACCUGAGGGGCACCAUUUUUACACAGAAGGUGGUGCACAUGUGGAAUGAGCUGCCAGCGGAAGUGGUUGCGGCGGGUACAUCAACAACAUGGAUAGGAAGGGUGUAGAAGGAUAUGGGCCAAGUGCAGGGAAUUUGGGUUAGAGUGCAUGGACACUUUGGUCGGUGUGGACCGGUUUGGGCCAAUAGGUCUGUCUCGUGCUGUCGGCCCCUAUGAGGAGAGUUAUCAAUUAUUUAAGACAAAAGCAUGCUCACCUUAAUUGCUGGAGUGUCUCGAAGAGCUAGGUGUGUUGAAGAGGGUGUUAACAUGGUGUAUCGACUUCAAGGGCACUUGAAAUGUUGCCGCACAACAAACUUGUGUGCAAAUUCAGCGUUUGUGGAAUGAAAGAGACAGAAGUAACCGAGUGACAGAAAACAAUUAGUGUUUCUCGGAUGUUUUAGAGAAUGUUUGUCAUAGAGUUCUGUAGGAGUCAAUGAGGGCAGUUCCUUACCUGCAUAUAUGUUGUCACAAUUGUAUUCGAUAACAACCUGAAUGCAUAAAUAUAUAUUGUGUGAUUGUUGGACUGUUCGAUGAGGUUUAAAAAUAAUGUUGUCUGCUACAAUCACAUAAGACGUCACAACAACCUUCUAGAAACUUCUUCAGGACUCGAGUCAAGAACCUUCUGAUGGGAUUAGAAUGUAGAACUGUUACAAAUUAUCACGAAGACAGCUUGUCUCCAGGGGAAACAUCAACUGAGAAGAAUGUCCAAACUCCUCUGUGGUAAGAAGGAUUUAAUGGGUCCAUUAAACCUCCGUGAUGUGCCACAGCCUGUUUUCUUUUAUUCGCAAUGAAGAUCUUCAUCUCAAAGCGUUCCCCUCCCACCACCCAUCCUCCCGAAAAGAGGAGGAACGGUCAGAUGACUGCAACAGUGCUGCACUUAACUACCUCCUACGGUUUUAAAAUUGCUGUCGGUAAACCUUAUUUUAAACACUUGCGAUCGAUAAAGAUCUCUAACUCCAAAUGGUAAAGAUGAAGCCUUUUGCCUGUAAACAGCAACGAGAGAUUUGUAUUUGAGCUCCCUGCAAGUCAGUGUCAUGUGACAAACUUCCCUUCACCAAAACUGUGAAUUAGAAUUUACAUUUCAGCAAUAUUCCUCCGAUGGUAUUCAAAGGAAUUUUAAUGGGAAGAAACUGUCUAUGGUUCUUGAAUUGUUAGCUAGUUAAUUAACUUCUACAAAGGAAUUCCAGACUGCUAACUCCAGCUUUAUACUGUGGGACCCUAUCAUAAA
This is a messenger RNA of Hemiscyllium ocellatum (epaulette shark), 3121 nucleotides long. RefSeq names its product zinc finger protein 239-like. The transcript has 2 exons. Lineage: Eukaryota; Metazoa; Chordata; Chondrichthyes; Orectolobiformes; Hemiscylliidae. Gene Ontology annotation, molecular function: RNA polymerase II cis-regulatory region sequence-specific DNA binding; DNA-binding transcription factor activity, RNA polymerase II-specific. Bases 387 to 1256 code for a protein of 289 amino acids. The record is from RefSeq and is a predicted model, not a curated record. Gene Ontology annotation, biological process: regulation of transcription by RNA polymerase II.